CGCUACUGGCGUACGUGGAAUUCUCCCAUAUGAUUGAAGGCGGAGGGGUCACUCGGUGCAUUAUCCAGGAGUUUACCUAGAAGUUUUACUAUAGGGGUUAUGUAUGAAAUAUUUAUAGGAAUAUCAAUUAGAGAAGCGAGUGUCGUGUGCACCCUAAAACAGGUGUUGGAGUAAGUUAGGGCUAUAAAACUGACGUGGUGACGGCCGCUGACCAUUGACAGUGACAACUCGACGGCAACCGGACGGAUUUAACUCUCUCCUCACUUAUAUACAGAUUUACAGCAUCUUACAGGUUACAAAACUCGCCCGCUAACAUGUCGAUGGUAGAGGUAUCCGAUAGGAGUGGUUGUAAGAGCAAGCUUUGGGACUACGACGGAAUUUAUCUACCCCUGGCCAUCAACGGCAGCCCAUCUGAACAUUUGCCGUCUCUGAAGAAAUGGAAGACACGAAAGGAUGACAUGUUUGUCUGCUCCUAUCCCAAAUCUGGAACAAACUGGGUGUGGGAGAUCGUGUCUAUGCUCAGACAAAAUAAAAAAGAGAUUACAGAAAUGGUGUUCCCCAACAUUGAGAUUUACCGGACUCAGGACAUCGACGCAAUGCCAUCGCCCCGGACUUUACAAUCACAUAUGAGGUUCCGGUGUCUUCCGCAACACUUCCUGGAGAACAAGGGAAAAAUAAUAUACGUGAUGCGCAAUCCCAAGGACAUCGCUGUGUCCAUGUACAACUUCAUGGUGAAACUCAAAGACGUGUACAGCGGAUCCUGGGACGAUUACCUUGACCUCUUCUACCAGGGAAAAUUGGGUUAUGGUUCUUGGUACGAUCACGUGCGUGACUGGGAAGACUUUCGAAGAGAGAACAGUAAAUACCCCAUUCUGUUUGUAAACUAUGAAGACAUCCACAAGGACUGCAAGAAAGAGAUAACACGCAUUAGCAAGUUUUUGGAAAUCCCCACCAAUGCGGAAACAGUUUCUGCGAUAGCAACACAAGUGCAGUUCCAGAAUUUUAAGACAAAGAAGCUGGAGAAGUGUGGUCACAUUUACAGGUCUAUUAGCAGAGACGGUUCCGACGUCUUCUUCCGCAAAGGUGUUGUUGGAGACUGGAGGAACCAUUUCACAGUAUCACAGAGCGACGAGUUCGACAAAGUAUUCGAAAAGAAAAUGAAAGGAUCGAAAUUAAAAUUCAAGUUUUCAGUCUAAGUGCUGGACACUUUCAUUAUGAAUUCUGGAUGAGAUGUAGCUGAACCCUUGAAGUACGUUAAUGCACAGACUGGUUCGUUUUUUUCUGUUAUGAGUCUGGAAAAAUAAAAAACCCAGAAAACAGUUAACUGAGAAGAAUGUCCAAAACUAGUUCAACGGUGUGACCAACCCAGAAACACAGUUCCUUGUGUAAUAUACUAUUUAUAUAUAAUUGUUUUGUCCAAGCGAAUGUUUCAUUUUGUUUCACCAGGAUGACAUUCGUUUUUAAGGUUGUGUAUUUAGAACUUUGUUAUACGAAAAUGACGUAUAAGACAAGGGUAACUAUAAGUGAACAUCCGGUGUCGCUGACGUCAUAAUAAGUACGAGACGAUAUAACAUACGGGUAUCCGUGGCGUCAUAUUUAGUAUGGGACCUAACCCGAGGAUUGUACGGGUAGCCGGGAUGUUACAUUGAGUAAGAGACACAACCCAAGUGACAAACGAAUAUCCGUUGUGUAAUACUGAACAUUUGACAUAGUUUUAGUGGCAUACGGGUAUCCGCUACGUCAUAGUCACGCUCACGUCAAUUAUAGCUAUACAAAAGUGCCCGCUAAAACAUGUAACCGCUCAACAUGCAGAGUUCUGUCUGUACGUUGGCACGUUUAUAGUAGAGGCAGUAUAACCACGCUGUUAAACAUCUGUUAAUGUUUUUAUGAAAUGUUAUUAGAUGUCGUCUGCAGUGCUCGAAGUGCAGAUAAUGGACAAAUGAAAAAGCGAUUUAAUUGGUGGAGAAAGAUUGGGGUGAAAGGAUAAUGAGUGAGUGAGCGAGAGUAAAACUGAUUUUGUCUUUAAAGGUGUGAAAAACUUCAGCUCAACUUUUUCUCUCAUAACGUUUGAUAAUCUGUCAUGUCUUUUUAUGCUGAUGUGAUCGGGGAAAAAUAGGUAAUUAGUCUCUUAUUUGAGGCUUAAAUUUGGAAUCACGGGUCUGUAUAACACUCCUGCACAUUUAUAUGAUUCAAUCUUGUUGUUGAUGUUGAUGAUGUUGAUGAUGAGAAUGGAGAAUAUGAUGAUGAUGAUACCAAUCAUUAGCGUGCAAUUUUGAAGACUAUAGUCUAAUAGCGACCGUUUAAUCCUUGGAUGGAACAAGUAAAAAGUGUCGCCAAGCUCAUGUGAUUUGAUGAUUCUUUUCAUCGAUGAUAGAAGCCGGCAAUGACAGCUCAGCUGAUAUCCUAAUUUUCAUGUAUUAUGAAGCAAAUCCUGCUUUUUACACAGACUGUUUAUAAUGGCAGGGGAAGUAACUCUAGCAGGAACUCAUAGCUUCUCACCAUUUCAUUGUACAUAGUUAUUAUUGAUCACAUAAUUAUUGAACUGUUAGUAAUAUACAUUUGUAAGUAUGUUAUUGUUAUAACUCGUUGUAUGUACAUUAAAACCUGGAAUAAUAAAACAGAACUUUACAAG
This is a messenger RNA of Mizuhopecten yessoensis (Yesso scallop), 2632 nucleotides long. Its product is annotated as sulfotransferase 1C2A-like. The record is from RefSeq and is a predicted model, not a curated record. Gene Ontology annotation, molecular function: sulfotransferase activity. Lineage: Eukaryota; Metazoa; Mollusca; Bivalvia; Pectinida; Pectinidae. Bases 315 to 1196 code for a protein of 293 amino acids. Gene Ontology annotation, cellular component: cytoplasm. Gene Ontology annotation, biological process: sulfation. The transcript has 6 exons.